Molecule: messenger RNA, 2084 nt
Organism: [Candida] anglica
Lineage: Eukaryota; Fungi; Ascomycota; Pichiomycetes; Serinales; Debaryomycetaceae
Source: the annotation of a GenBank genome assembly
AUUUAACAACCAAUGGAACAAGAAAAUAAAGACUGGAUCAAACUAUCCGAAGUGUUAGUUUCCAAGCCGGACGACUUUGAAACCUGGCAAAAACUUGUGGAGGCAGCUGAAGCUGGACUGACCCACGAUGGCAUCUCUAAAUCGAGUACAUCCACAGAAUUGAAUAUAUUAAGAAUCACCUAUGAAAACUUGCUUGAUAAAUGGCCCCUUCUUCAUCAAUAUUGGCUCAACUAUGCAGAAUGGGAGUUUAAGCUUGGCCACACGGAAAAUUGUCGCCAGGUGUAUCAAAGAGCAUUGGUACAAUUACCACGAUCCAUAGAAUGUUGGUUGGCUUAUACAAAGUUUAUAAUUCUUACACUGUGUGAUGAAUCUGAAACAUUGAAAGUUUUGGAAUCUGCACGUUAUCAUAUUGGUAAUCACUUUUAUUCACAUGAGUUUUAUGAUGAAUAUUUGACAUAUCUUGAGUCUCGUAGUAAGUAUGAUGAAAAUAUGCGCAAGAGAUUCUAUAUCCUUCUUAGAAUCAUUAUAGAGUUGCCCUUGUACCAUUAUGGUAAAUAUUUCAAAACAUUUAUACAACUUGUUGAUAAAUUAGAUCAUCAAACGGCAAAAUAUCUUAUACCUGAUCGGGAAAUGUCUCGUUAUAAUCUUAAAGAUCUUAAGCAAACAUCAUCCAAAUUAAAGAAAUUGUUUACUGAUGUUUAUAUAUCUACUCAAUUUAAAGUAUAUGGUUUAUACACCUACGAAAAAAGAAUCACUCGGUCAUAUUUCCAUGUGAAUUAUUUAUCAAAAGACCAAUUGAAUGUAUGGCAAGAGUACUUGGAUUUUGUGGAAUUGAAAUACCCAGAACUAGUUGAAUUAACAUAUGAACGUUGUAUAGUUUCCACGGCGUUAUACAAGGAUUUCUGGAUAAGAUAUUCAGAUUACUACAUAAGGAAAUCUCAGAGUAUCGAAUCUGCUAAGCAAAUCCUAUUGAAAGCCAUCUCAAUAACUCCAAUGACAAACAUUGAACUUAAAUUGAAGUUGAUUGACUUGGAAACUUUCCAGGGGAAUCACGUCAAGGCAAGAGACAUUGUGUUGAUGAAUUUGCGUCUUUUCCCCGAAUGUUUACCAUUGAUAGUCAAAUUGCUCAACUUGGAAAGAAUGCUACACCCAAACGACGACGAAUACGUCUUGGGACUCUUUGAAACCCUUAUUUCUGAAACUAAAUUGGUUUACCUAUACAAAGAAUUGGUAAACUAUAAAUUUGAAGACCAUGCAAUGUCGAAAUUCUUCCGAAAAUUUGAAAAUAAUGAAGAUUCAUGGAUAUUUUGGACUUCGUAUCUUGAAUGCAUGAUAUCCAGUAAUGGGAAUAAAGAAGUCACACAGUUGAAGAAAAUAUAUGAACAAGGCUUAACGAAGAUAUCCUCCUCUACAGAUCGAGAAAAAUUUAGUACCAGUUGGGGCUCUCUAUUGCAAAUAUCGCCUUGAACCUGAACAAAAUCCGUGUGGUAUUCUGGUUGAAAUGCUAAACUGUGCAUUCUGCCCCCUAACUCUGCAAGGAUUAUAAAAUAAUAUCUAUGGUGUGACUCUAUGUACCCUAAUAUUUGCGAAAGCAACUCCCACACGCGGUGCGCAAAUGUGUUAAAAUCGCUUAAUAAUUAAUUAUGCACAAAGCAUCCCAACAAAAGCGGCAAUCGGGCGAGAUGCCGAGUUCGAAGUGUAACCAUGAGCAAAGAUGUCUGGAAUUAAUCAUCGGGGAAAUGUAUGUGUGUUGAAGUGGAAUGGCAUGUAAUGAUGUCUUGAUACAUUCUCUUCCCAAGGUGAUCCUACUAUUUUUUCACCAGUGAUGCACAAAGAGGACUUAGGAGAACGUUGGAUAGAAUUAGACGAAGAAGACGAGGAGAGGUUCUGCAUCUAUAUAGUCGGGACACUUCGCGACGUGUUACGAAUCCAAUUUCCCUUUAAUACACGCCACUACUACUACUACUACGUCAUAACUGUAAAAGAGAAAACCUUGAAUAAUAUUAUUUAUAGAUCGAGUAUGUAAUGUACAUUAUGUAUUGAAAAAGUGUGUUUGUGUGUGAGUGUAGAAAGUAUCGGUUUAA